This is a messenger RNA of Fusarium odoratissimum NRRL 54006, 408 nucleotides long. RefSeq lists its product as uncharacterized. NCBI's taxonomy places the organism in Eukaryota, Fungi, Ascomycota, Sordariomycetes, Hypocreales, Nectriaceae. The record is from RefSeq and is a predicted model, not a curated record. The coding region runs from base 1 to 408 and encodes 135 amino acids. The transcript is spliced from 3 exons. Gene Ontology annotation, molecular function: carbon-sulfur lyase activity.
AUGGCUACCGAGCAGUCCCACAAAGCCGAAAAGUUCUUCCCACGAGCAGGACUUGCACAAGAUGGAUGGUCUACCAAAGAGGAAGCGACAGCGACAUGCUACUGUGGUGCGGUUCAGCUGGUCUUGCCUAUAACCAAGCCUGGAUUUGUUUUCUCCUUCGUCUGUCACUGUAGCGACUGUCGCAAGAUCACAGCUUCGAUGUUCACGACUGGUAUCGUUGUUCUCGACACACACCUGAAGCAUAUCCGUGGUGAAGAGAACCUCAAGAAGUUCAGCCAGUCAGACACGAUUGGGACAGAUGGAAGCGCGAUGACCAAUUUCUUCUGUAGUACAUGCGGUUCGCUGAUGUACCGAAGGUCUUCUGCUUAUGCAGGGGCUCGUGGAAACGGUGCUGAAACCAGAUAUUGA